Messenger RNA from Scomber japonicus (chub mackerel), 1686 nucleotides. RefSeq lists its product as uncharacterized. The record is from RefSeq and is a predicted model, not a curated record. Gene Ontology annotation, biological process: response to bacterium. NCBI's taxonomy places the organism in Eukaryota, Metazoa, Chordata, Actinopteri, Scombriformes, Scombridae. The coding region runs from base 1 to 1686 and encodes 561 amino acids. The transcript has 11 exons.
AUGAUCAUGUUGUGGGUAACACUGCUUGUCCUUCAUCAAGCAUAUACGCUGAUCCCAGUGAUCACGGUUCAACUUGGUGAAGGUGCAACCUUCACAUGUGCUUUCUCUGAUGAUGACUUCAGCAGGAAGAAUUUCUACUGGUACAAGCAGAGUGCCGGUGAUACUCUGAAAUUAAUUGUGAAACUGACUACAACUCCUGAGUAUGGACCAGGGUUUUCUCCCUCAAGAUUGGAGGCACAUAAAGAUAAGAAUUUUAUUAACUUGACCAUUUUGAGGACAGUCCAAGAAGAUGAGGGAAUGUACCACUGUGAGGUCAUGGACUGGAUUAAAACCAAAUGGAACGGGACAUAUUUGUCAGUAAAAGGAAACAGUGAAAGGACAUCAAACUAUACUGUUGUUCAGGGGUCAACAGUCCAUCCAGGAGACUCUGUGACUCUCCAGUGUUCAGUCCUCUCUGACUCUGGGAACAAGACGUGUCCAGGAGGACACAGUGUUUACUGGUUCAGAACCGGAUCAGAUGCAUCUCACCCAGACUUCAUCUACACUGAUGGAAGUAGCCCUGAUGAAUGUAGAAAGAAAUCUGACAUGAAUUUGUCUCCAAAGAGCUGUGACUAUCACUUCUCUAAGAAGGUCAGCUCCUCUGAUGCUGGGACUUAUUACUGUGCUGUGGCCACAUGUGGAAAGAUAUUAUUUGGAAAUGGAAUUAAAUCUUUCUUUUUUCUUAAUUUUCUAGUGCAAACAACACAUUCACUAUUUAUUGGAAUAGUGAUAUUAACAAUCUGCUUGGCCGUUUCUGUUGUUGCAAAUAUCGUCUUCAUCUGCAACCAGAGUCUUAAAGUAUGUCAACAAUGUAAAGCUGCUGCUGCUCUGCAAACAUAUAUUGAAACAAGCAGUGAUGGUCAACAGAGAGUUGGGGAGCAGUGUGAAGGUCCUGCUCAGCCUAUAGAGAGGGGUUUUACUGGCUGUGGCUUUUUGACAGCUUCCCCCGCUGAGCACAAUGUCAUCGGGAAAGACACAGGACCAUCUACAGAUAUCACUACAGGCCCUCCAUCUGAUCCAGUUCGACCAGGAGACCCUGUUACUCUCCAGUGUUCUGUCCUCUCGGCAAACAAAACAUGUCUAGAAGAACACAAUGUUUACUGGUUCAGUGCCACAUUGGAUAAAUCUCACCCCAGUUUUAUUUAUACUCAUGGAAACAGUAGUGAUCCAAGUGAGAAGAGCCUUGAUACUCAGUCUAUACAGAAAUGUGUCUACAACAUCUCCAGCAACGUCAGCUCCUCUUAUGCUGGGACUUAUUACUGUGCUGUGACCACAUGUGGGGAGAUACUGAGGAGGAAUCGAACAAAAACGGAUAAUGAGGCUGUACGCAUGUGUGAUGUACAGAAGGCUGAUACAGCUCUCUCUCUGCUGUCUGCUGCUUUGGCCUUAAGUCUGACUGUUAUCAUCGGUCUUGUUUAUUCAAUCAAGAAAAUGAAGAAAAAAACUUGUGACUGUUGUAACGUUGAUCUUUAUAUGAAUGCUGCAGCCAGUGAUGUUCAGCAAAAUAGGCAGACAGAUGAUGACUCAUUGGUUUAUUCUGUAGCAACCUUCACAAGCAAGAAAUCUUACAAAGCCGGAACAAGGGAUAAAAACACAGCAGAAGAAGAGACCAUUUACGCUGAUGUCAGUACCCUUGUGUUGAAUUAA